AUGCAAACCUUCCUGCUCUCCUCCAUCUUCGUUUGUGUGUAUUACUCCGCUAUUAAUGCGCCCAUCGCGAUGACGCUCUUCUCCCGUUUUUUUUGGGCAUGUUCCCUGUUCGUGCAAUACUACAUCAGCCUGAACUCCUUCCGCCCUGAUUCCGAAACCUCCUUCACCAAGAUCAGCCGCUGGGCCUUGCGCCUGGAUGACUCGCAGGCAACCAACCACGAGUUGUGGGUGGCCCUGCUGGGGCAGGACCCAUUGUCGGAAGGCGAGGACGCAUCCGCUCGACUAAGGCUCAGCCAAGCGGAAGUCGUGCUCCGCUUCUGCAUGUGUUAUGUGUCCAACGGCCUCUAUCGGAUCUUUAUCGUGUACUCGCUCCCAGUCUACCUGGCAACCUCUGGGUCAGCGAGUGACUUUGCGCUGAACGCCUUCGCGGUGACCUUCAUCUCGGACCUGGACAACCUCUCCGCGGAUGUAGAGUACCGGCGGUUUUCCUAUCAAUCUCUGGAAGAACCGGAAGCACGCGAAAUGAAGGCACCUCUUGGAUUUGGUUCGCAAUGA
Molecule: messenger RNA, 555 nt
Organism: Symbiodinium sp. CCMP2592
Lineage: Eukaryota; Dinophyceae; Suessiales; Symbiodiniaceae
Source: the annotation of a GenBank genome assembly